This is a messenger RNA of Exaiptasia diaphana, 1343 nucleotides long. RefSeq names its product peptidyl-prolyl cis-trans isomerase B. Gene Ontology annotation, molecular function: peptidyl-prolyl cis-trans isomerase activity. The transcript is spliced from 6 exons. Gene Ontology annotation, cellular component: intracellular membrane-bounded organelle. NCBI's taxonomy places the organism in Eukaryota, Metazoa, Cnidaria, Anthozoa, Actiniaria, Aiptasiidae. The coding region runs from base 54 to 728 and encodes 224 amino acids. Gene Ontology annotation, biological process: protein peptidyl-prolyl isomerization; protein folding. The record is from RefSeq and is a predicted model, not a curated record.
AGAAAGGGUAUUUGUUGUAUCCCGUUUCAAGAAGUAUUUUGGCUCCUUUGUGUAUGGUUUUGAGGCGUAUGCUGACUGCAGGAUCGAUCCUGAGAAUCAUGAAAGCCUUAGCAAUUAUUGGUACUCUAGUGGGAGUAAUAAUAUUUCUCCUGCAACCAAAUGAUUCCCAAGCGAAAACCAAGAAAGGUCCACUGGUGACAACUAAGGUAUUCUUUGACAUUACAAUUGGUGGAGAAAAAUCUGGAAGGAUUGUCAUUGGUCUGUUUGGAAAAUCUGUCCCUAAAACGUCGAAAAACUUUGAAGCAUUAGCAACUGGAGAGAAAGGGUAUGGAUAUAAAGGUAGCAUAUUCCACAGAGUCAUCAAAGACUUCAUGAUACAAGGAGGUGACUUUGUAAAUGCUGAUGGAACAGGAGGGAGGAGUAUUUAUGGUGAUAGAUUUGAUGACGAGAACUUCAAACUGAAGCACUAUGGUCCAGGUUAUCUGAGUAUGGCUAAUGCUGGAAAGGACACUAAUGGAUCACAGUUCUUCAUCACUACUGUUAAAACACCCUGGCUGGAUGGCAAACAUGUAGUGUUUGGCAAGAUUUUAGAAGGAAUGGAUGUUGUUAGAAAGAUAGAGAAUACAGAAGUUAAGGGUAGCACGCCGGUGAAAGAUUGUAUGAUUGCAGACAGUGGAACUCUUCCUCUUGAUAAACCAUUCAAUGUUGAAAAAGAAAGCCAGUCAUAGUUGCAAACAUUGUACUAUGUUUAGGAAUGGAAUUCAUUUUAGACAACAAUGCAGCUGUCAGACCUUUUUUAUGUGUAUAAUAUUUAGGCCUUCUGUGAAGCUGGCUGAAGCAGAAGUUGAAAAAAAAAAAACAUUUAUGAUAAUAUUUCUAUGUAGAAUAGAUAACCACAGUUCCUGCAACGUCUUGCUUUUUUAUUGGUUUUACGCUAAUUGAAAAUAUGAAAUUUGAAGAAAAACAUUUGAAAAUUUCAUCAAUAUGUGAACCUCAGAUGUAGGUAAGACUCUUCCCUUAAACUUGAAAAAACUGCAAAUAUCAAAUAUCAGUGUAGGUUUCUGUUUACUUUGAGUACUAGAACUUUGAUUUAAUACCUUAUCUGAGUUCAUUACGAAUUAAGUGCUUAUAGGUAGUAAAUCCAAGCCCUUGUACCUAGUAUAACUUUUAUUAUAUCAUUAUGUAGUGCAAUACAAAACCAUGGCCUCUAUGAGUUGGGUUACCUGUGGUGUUUUUUUAUUUCUUUUCAGUUUUCCAUUGGAACUCAUGACUUUUGUCWGUAAAGUGUAAAGAUUUUUGCUAAUAGGAUAGAACUUGCUUUAUAAAAAAACAUUUUGUUUGUA